Geodia barretti is the source of this 663-nucleotide messenger RNA. The record is from the annotation of a GenBank genome assembly. NCBI's taxonomy places the organism in Eukaryota, Metazoa, Porifera, Demospongiae, Tetractinellida, Geodiidae.
AUGCAAUCCACGACGGAGCGAGGAGAGGUGCCAGAAGGAGAGCGUGUUAUACCAGGAGACUAUCUCGGGGACGGCUCCCGGUUCUUUCAGGGCCGGGGGACGUACGAAAUGGGCGGUCGGAUCUACUCUGAACUGGUCGGGGAAGUGAGAAUCGAAGAGCAUGAGAAAACGACAAGUAGAAGCGAUUCAGGGAAAACUGAAAGCGGUUCUAAACCGAGUCGUGUGAUAUCCGUGGUAGGGAAGUACUCUCUGAGUGCAGUACCAAGUGUGGGAUCAAUCGUCAUGACCAGGGUACUGAACAUCUCAGAACGGCAGGCCAAAGUGAUGAUAAUUAGUGUGGGGACGACCCUGCUUCAGGAGCCACUCAGCGGAGUCAUUCGCAGGGAGGACGUACGCUCCGUUGAAAAAGACACCGUUGAUGUCUUCUCAUCGUUUCGUCCGGGGGACAUAAUCCGUGCUAGAGUUGUCUCCCUUGGCGAGAGUCACUCUCACUAUGGUCUAGCCACUGACAGAAACGAGCUUGGAGUGAUUAUGGCCACUAGCGAGGGGGGCCACCCCAUGGGUCCCGUAAGCUGGACAGAGAUGCAGUGUUCCAAAACCGGGAUCCGAGAGGCAAGAAAAGUCGCGAAAGUGAAAAAUGCAGUACCCCUGAAAUCCAACUAG